AUGGAAGAUCCCACAGCCGAGAAUAUGGUGCGUAGUGCGUCUAUAGUGCUAGAUGAGUUAUUUAACAUGUGCGUGAACACGAAGGCACGUGAAAAUCUAUACACAUACGAGGCUAAGCCGCCUAAUAAUUACACACUCAGCCGCAUGCUGGACAGUUUAUCGCGUGAUGUGAGUGAUUCAAGCGCGCGUGCGCGUGCAUGUAUAAGCAAACGUGUGUGCGCACAGUAUGGAGAAGGGUAUUUGAGCACAAACGAUAAGUGCAAGUAUAGUAAAGAUUGUGUUUAUGAAGAGGAUAGUGUAGAAACAGACAACGAUGGCGUACUUACGCGUGUGGACAGCUCAGAACCACAGCAGAGUAUAUAUAUUACCAAAGAAUGUACGAGCGAAGUGGGUAGAGCAAGUAAAGCUAUAUUACAAGUGAAAGGGCAGGCACAGCUGGUACAUACAGCGCUAUACUUAGAACAAAGGGACGGAGCUGCAGCAGUGCUAAGUGAUAAAAGGAUCCCAGACAGCGCAAGAACGAGGUUUGUGGAUACAAGCCUUAAUGGACAGGACGUACACGGGCGACCAGAAGGUGCACGUGAGCACAUCACCACAGAAGACACAAGCAAUGCAACCAUACGCACAGAUAGUAGCACGUCUCAUACGAUGUCAAGAACAACUGCUGCUGAUGAUGCCCGUAGAGAUACAAGUGACGAUGAAGGUGGCAGACGGGCGCCGAAUCGCCCCCAGACACUCACACAUGGUGAUCAGGAUAACACGCUGGGCACACACGGAGGCAAAGAUAAUAGGGGUACGACAAGUGUCACCCAUGGCAACAAAAACUCAAAGAACAGUCAACCCACAGGUGGGAAAGGCUGCACAGAUAGCGACAAACAUACAGUCAGUACCAAACAUCCCGAGAGGACUAAACGAGUACCAACACGCCCCGCACGGCGCAGUGGAGGUGCUGAGAGCGAUUUACGACACAGACGCAACCUAGCGUACUUCAUGGAUGACCCUCUGAACCCCUAUACCGCAUGGCCAUUGCCGCCAAAGCGAGAGCAUCCAAAUAUGGACACCGGGACUGCGGUGGACAGUACUCAGGCGAGUCCACGGCGCGGACGACAGACGCCGACGAAGGCGAAGCCAAAUUGGAGAUCGGUAGGCAGAAAUGUGGACUAUAGCCAAGUGACAGACAAUGAGAAAGCGGGAAAUAAGCACGCGGCUAAAAGUAGGAGUCUGGGACAUAAACAGAGUUCUGGGGGCUGUGCCUCGGGGAAGGUAGCUGCAAGGAGGACCAAUAGCAAAGAGCCUCAGGUACAGCCGAAGGAUCGGAAAGCUAUAGGUAUGUUGGGCACAGACACAGAAGACGCUGCAGGGUCUGUUUGCAUCCGAAAGGGGGUUUCUAGUGGGCGAACGGAUAAGAAGGACACAGUAAGCAAACCCAAGCCCAAGCCACAGAAUAGUAUCACGCGUACGCGUACGCAGAGCGAGGGAAAAUCGAAACAAAAGUCAGCUCAGCGGGGUACAGCGAAGGAAACACAGCCGAAGAAACGCACACGGCUGUCGGACCAAACAAAGCGCAAGCGAAUAUCUCUGAAUAGAAAGGGCACGGGAAGCGCAGCGCGUGCAUCGGAUGCGACUGAUGAAGCCACCAACAUUGCUCCAAUGCCCAAGAUUGGGACCAAGAAAGCGCCCACAACAGGCCAAAACGGACGAAGGCCUCGUGACGGUAUAAACUCUGGUGCAGAAUAAGUAAAUAGGCUAGAUCGGGAUAAAGUUAAGCCAAAGUAAAUUUCUAGUACCGUGUGAGUUGCGUGAU
Molecule: messenger RNA, 1804 nt
Organism: Sphaeroforma arctica JP610
Lineage: Eukaryota; Ichthyosporea; Ichthyophonida
Exons: 2
Coding region: 1-1737 (578 amino acids)
Source: RefSeq, a predicted model, not a curated record